AUCUCUAACACUAUUAGUUUUCAAGUUGAAAAGUGACAAGGACGGACGUUUUUGCGCUUUAUAUAUAUAAGAUGGUUUAUUUAGGAGAAUACAGAAACGAACUGGAAAGAAUCCGUCAGUAUGCACGCAAAAAUGGUAUCUCUGAAACAGACAUCGAUCAAGCUUUACAAAAGUCAUUUUGUAUUCUUGAAAAAAGGAAUAAAAAAUGUGCUGUUCCUUUUUGUAUAAAAAUUAUAGUUGUAGUUUUGUUUAUUACACUUGUAUGCUUUGUAAUUUUUGACCAAAGAUUUUUAGCUGUUAUGUUACUAAGGAAUUUACAGAAUUCCAUUUAUCCAGGUUUAAAAUUACUUCGAAAAACAGCUGUACCAGUGAUUAAACAAUAUCCUUCUUUAUCUGAAUUUUAUGAAGAAUGGUGCAUAUUAGAAAAUCCUUACUUUUAUAUACAAGAUAUGGAUUGUUGGCCAUGUAGCGUUGUACAUUUUGUGCCUGAUUUAACUGGUUAUCAAAUAUCUAGAUCAUUCAACCCUGGAAUUCCAUAUAUAAAAACACAGAACUUUUCAGAAGUUCAUAUGAAGAAUGUACAACAAUUGUUUUGGAAAAAUUCAGUAACAUUUGAGAAAGAUGCUGCAAAAGUAUUUUCUAACAAUUUAACUUUUAGAAAUGUUAGAGAUAUCAUGGAAAGUAACAUGCAUUUAAAUCCUACAGAAAAUCUAAAUAAUCAUGUUGCAUGGAGAAUAAAUCGGAUAACUCCAGCACGAAUUUUAAGGAAACUAUUUCCAAAACCUAUGGAUACACCAAAUUGGUGGGAACAGAGCAUAGAGAGAUUUAUUUUUUUCGACGAAUCGAAAUCACCGCCUUAUUCUUUACCAAAUCCCGAAUGCAGUAAUGUAGCGAUUACAUGCGCAACAGGUGCAAGGCUGAUAAGACUGAUAGCAAGUUCAGAAUGUACUAGUUCUUGUAAAUCAUUUACAGUGUUAUUAUCUACUGGAAAAACUUUGUGGUACAAUUGGUGGUACUGGCGACCAAUUAGUCUUCCAACUCUGAACUCAACAAAUAUUUCCAUUAGCUAUUUGACCUCCUUCUGCUAAAUUACAUUUUUAUAUUGUUCAAAUUAUUUAUACAUAAUUAUACUAUAACAUGUUUCUACAGCAAUACAGUUAUUUUCAUUGCAAACAAUUUUGUGCACAUUUUGUGUAUAGAAAAGAAAAUACAAAUACAUUAGUGAAAUACA
Messenger RNA from Osmia bicornis bicornis, 1231 nucleotides. RefSeq lists its product as uncharacterized. NCBI's taxonomy places the organism in Eukaryota, Metazoa, Arthropoda, Insecta, Hymenoptera, Megachilidae. The record is from RefSeq and is a predicted model, not a curated record. The coding region runs from base 72 to 1088 and encodes 338 amino acids. The transcript has 5 exons.